AUGGGGCAAUUAGUAUCGUCAGUAGUAGAAAUGAUGAAUAACUAUGAGAUUAAAAUAAAACGAGCUCGUUCAUCAGUACUCAAGAUUUCAAGCUUAUUAUCUAAUGAUGCAAAUAAUAUUACACCCACUACAAUCAAUAAUCAAACAAUAAAAGCAAAAAGAAAACGCGCUUCGCCUAAUCAGUUGCUUGUAUUAAACCAAAUAUUUAGCCAAACCUAUUUCCCUUCAACAGAAGUUCGUGCACAACUAGGAAAGCAAUUAGGUAUGAGUCCUCGUACAGUUCAAAUUUGGUUUCAAAAUAAACGUCAAUCUCUUCGUUUCCGUGGAAAACAAACUAUGAACGAUCAUAGUUCGUUUUAUUUGCCCCCAAUUUCACCACCUACAUCUCCGUUACAACAUAGACAUUCAUUUAAUAGUGAUAAUAAUAAUUAUUCAUUACCCCCUUUAACAAGAUUUUCUGUUUCUAUUUUCCCUCAUACACCUUCUUCACCAACUUUCCCUAAUAGUCCAUAUUCAUCGAUUUAA
This is a messenger RNA of Cokeromyces recurvatus, 525 nucleotides long. RefSeq lists its product as uncharacterized. Gene Ontology annotation, molecular function: RNA polymerase II cis-regulatory region sequence-specific DNA binding. The coding region runs from base 1 to 525 and encodes 174 amino acids. The record is from RefSeq and is a predicted model, not a curated record. Gene Ontology annotation, biological process: cell differentiation; regulation of transcription by RNA polymerase II. The transcript has 2 exons. NCBI's taxonomy places the organism in Eukaryota, Fungi, Mucoromycota, Mucoromycetes, Mucorales, Mucoraceae.